This is a messenger RNA of Ceratitis capitata (Mediterranean fruit fly), 4259 nucleotides long. RefSeq lists its product as uncharacterized. The coding region runs from base 1190 to 3688 and encodes 832 amino acids. The transcript is spliced from 9 exons. NCBI's taxonomy places the organism in Eukaryota, Metazoa, Arthropoda, Insecta, Diptera, Tephritidae. Gene Ontology annotation, molecular function: protein binding. The record is from RefSeq and is a predicted model, not a curated record.
CACAGACCAAGCCCACAUGUUGCCUGCUGUUGUGCUCAGUUGAGUUUCGGUUUGCGCGCUGACGAGUCUAUGAAAACGGAAAAUCGCCGAAUUUUUGUUUGGUGUUUGUUUUGAGGAAAAGUUAUAAGCAGUGGAGUGUCGGUGGAAAAGCUUUUCGAGUGUGUGAAAUGUAGUUUUGUUUCGGCAUAUUCGAAAUAAUUAAGAACAAAGCAGGCAGCAGGAUAUAUCCACAAAUGAAAUAAAUAUCAAAUAAAAAGCAUAAAUAAUAACUAAAAAAAAAACGAAAUAAAAAAUUUGACAAAAAAUAUUUAUUCAAUUACAUUGCAGACAGAUAUCCGUUUCCGGCACAUUGUUCUAUUUGCAUGUAAAGAUGUGUGUAUGCGUGCGUGUGAUCGUCGUCCACAUUUUAAUGAAUGAAUCAGCAGUAAGUGCCUACAAGACUGAAUGAUUAAACAAAACCACGCAAGGGCAAAAAAAGAGCGACAAAGGAAGGACUGUUUCAAAGAAAACAUACCCAAUUACAAACGUACUCUACUACAACUACGAAAAAGGCAAUAAAAACUAUUUUCAUUAACGAAUUUCAUUUACCUGCCAGGCAAAAGCAAUUUGAAAUGCUUAUCUCUUGCCGCACCGUGACGCCGGUAUGAAAGGACAAAGGGAACCGUAAAAAUAAACACAAUAAUACAAGUGCAUUUACACACAUUAGUCAUAUAGAAAUACAUACACACAUGCGCCUAUUGUUGGUCUGUUGCGCAAAUAAGGAAGUGUUCUACUAUGUAAAAAAGAUAAAAGUGCGCAUUUUGAAGUGAAAGAUAAGAUAUUUAUUACAGCAAAUCGCUUAGAGUGUACAAAGAACACGUACAAAAAUUGCAUACAAAAAAAAAAUAAAAAUUAAAAUUAAAAAUAUAAGUAAGUUCCAAAUAUAUUUUGCUCACUCAGUUUUGUGUACUUUAUUCAUUGUUGUUGUCACCAAACAAUUUUCCGAUUUUGCUGUUACUUAGCUAUACAAAUAAAAGUCUAUUUGUAUAGCUCAUAGAUAAGCUGAAAAUAAGUAAAAAAUAUUCAUUACAUACUUACAUUCAUUCAUUCACUCCGCUGAGAAAGUGUACCAAGCAAUCUACAUAAGUGUAAAGCAGUUUUAUUGCUGGUUGUAAAACUCAACGGCCUUAAGCAGCAACAACACCUCAUCAUGGCAGCUGAUAUACGAGCAAUGACUUUUUCUAGCGUACAUUCAAAACAUUUACUGGCCUUAAUCAUCUUAAUUGCAAUCAGUGGUUCACUGGUCAAUGCUGACAGUGUGACAGAAAUCACCACAGCCGUGCCUGCAAUGAGCCCAACCUCAGCACUAACAACUAUAACGCUAUUGACGAAGAGUUCACCAUAUGGCACAACCACCGGCACAGUACUGACGAGCAACAAUACAACAGAUACGUCGAACUCAAUUAUAUUAGCUGGGCCGGGUUCGUCAGCCGCCACGAAGGCUACCGCAGCAUCGUUGAUACCACAUCCACCACCGGCUUUAAAGACGACUGGCAAACUGUUCAAUAAAAGUUUACCGAAACGUCGAAAAGCUGGUGAGAUCUCAGCUAUACCUGUUUAUGAUCCGAGUGUGGAGUGGAAAUGUCCGAAUGUGACGAGUUCGCGUAGUUUGGAAUGUGGCUGUGACUUGCCGCAUACGCUGCGCUGUACAGGAGAUUUACAUGGCUUGACGGUACUCGCAAGUAAUCUAAGGGUCUCGCCCUAUACCAUCUCACUUUUGGACUGCUCGUUGCGGAAUGUAACUUUCUUGAGUGAUGCCAAGAUCUUCGAAGGCAUUUCCUUAUAUGGUUUGGUUAUUUCAUCGGGCGAAAUAAAACGUGUACACAAGUCAGCUUUUCUGGGCAUUAAAGGACCGCUACAAGCACUGGGUCUACCUGCAAAUGCGCUUUUGAGUGUGCCUUGGAAUUCAAUAUCUACGCUUACAGCGCUGGAACGCUUAGAUUUGUCAAAUAAUAAAAUAAAAGCUUUGGGCACAUCCGACUUUGCUGGUCUCUCGAACCUCGUAUACCUUGAGUUGAGCAACAAUCAAAUAUCCAGCAUUUCUCAACGUACCUUUAUGAAUUUGCGUAAAUUGGAGGUAUUGAAGCUGGGCGGUAAUCGUUUGGGCGACUAUCCUACUAGCUUAAAAGCGCUCACAGCUUGCUAUAAUCUGCGCCAACUUGACUUGUCCGCCAAUAAUCUGAACGGUCCCCUAACUGCCAACACCUUGCCCGGCUUGCGCAGUCUGGAGUCCUUGGAACUGAACCGUAAUCUCAUUAAGAGCAUACAGAAUAAAGCUCUGCAAAACUUCUCGGGCCUUACUAGCCUCUCGCUGAGACACAAUCAAAUUGACGUCCUCCAAGAUCACGCUUUUUAUGGUUUGGGCACAUUGGAAAAUCUCGAUUUGAGCUAUAACGGCAUUGUCGCCAUUUCAAGCGCAUCACUGCAACAUCUCACACGCCUCACAACACUCGAUCUCACACAUAAUUUUCUACGCGCUCUAACCUCUGAUUUGAUCGCACCGCUACCCUCGUUGCAAGCAUUGCGUUUAGCCGGCAAUGAUAUCUCGAUUGUUGCCAAGAAUGCUUUGGAUGGCGCACGCGAACUGAAGAGUCUCUCCAUGCAGGAUAAUCCUUUGUCCUGUGAUUGUACCAUACGUUCAUUUGCCGAAUGGUUACAGGAGGCCAAAAUACAAUCGGGUGAUUUGAUAAGUGCGACUUGUGUGACGCCGCCACGGUUGGAGGGUGCCCCACUGAUACAGGUACCAUUGGAGACUUUGAACUGUGAAAUGGAUAAUGUGGAGAAAGAUAAUGCGAACAUAAUCGAACAGUUGGAGGCGAUAACGAGACAAAAUCACACCACACACAUCAAGGAUCUAUCAGAGGAGAUUGUAUUACAUGAACUACAUUUCUCAGCCGAUUAUGGUCUAAUAUUAACCUGGAUACUUAACUUGAGUAAGAAUGAUUAUAUGUGUGACGCGAUCUUUGUUUACAAAGAGGAGAAUAUCAACGAAAUACUGAUCGAUAACUCACCGAUCCAUUGCGAAAGCAAAGUGCUGAAUGGACAAAAUACCGUCAGCGUAAUUGUGCCGGAUAGUUCCACAUUGGAAAUUGGCGAGAGCUACCGAUUCUGUCUUGUAAUGGUGCAGGAACAAAAUCAUGAUGCCGAUUUGAAUGUGGGCUGUUCGAAUAUUACCAAACUACAACUCAGCAGCCCCGGCUCAGUACCCGAAGUACGUCAAUAUCAAAGACGUCCAUACCGCACUGAAUUAACCACAUACCGUGACACCGAAAACGGUUUAACGUCCAUUGCGACACAUACAGUGGAUGAGAAUUACCCGAACUCCAAACGAAAUUAUAAUACAAUAUACGAUGAAGAUAAUGAAUUACAGCAACACCAACAACAACAACAUAGUACACAAAAACAUACCUAUAGCUUUCUAGAUUCUCUGAAUAAAAGUUUUCUGCCCGGUUUGGGUGUGGGCAUACUGGUAACUUCGGUGGUGGUGCUCGUUUGGGGUGCCACACGAAUACGACAAAACUCGAUAAAUAGCCGACCGAGUACGCCCACGGCUACCACCUGUUAUGCCGCCUCGGAGCAUAUAGCACGUUUGGCGGAUGUCGAGAAUGGCACACGUUACUUGAAAUUGCAAGCGACAACCAGUUUGUGAAGUGUGGCCAAAGAGCGUCAAACAAUGAAUACCGCCCAAAUUGUUCAGUCGUAUCGAGUCAGUUUUAGUGGAGUAUAUAACAUAUAUAUAUGAUAGAUAUGUAUAACCGUUAUUAUUGUGAGUUGUCGCAUUUUAGAUUACGACAAUCGGCAGCUCUUGUGAUAGUACUUUGUACCAAUGCAUUAAAUUACAUUUUAUUUAAUCCUCUUUUAAACGACUUUCUAGUUUUAAAGUUAACACUUUAGCACCUAAGCCAAAUAUUAAAAACAAAAAUUUGUUAAUUCCUUUCGUAUUUAGUAUUUAAUUCUUGUAGUUUUAAGUCUAAUUGAUUUUCACAACAAUUUUGGUUAAGAUAAAAGUCCUUUUUUUAUUUUUUUGUUUAAGGAGCACAGUAGAGCUGCACAGUAGUUUGUGCAUAGUUUGAUUCCUUGUGCCAUAGUUGAAUAUUUCCUACACUUACAUUCACAUCAAUUUUAGUUCUUUAAGUUUUCCAGCCUUUCACUUUCGUGGAUUUACUAAACAAAAAAUGUUUUUCAAUUUUUCUUGGAUUAGCACCCAUUUAUGCAUUCAU